AUACUAACUUAUAUAAAACUUUAGCAGAGUGUGUUAGAUUUCCUAUAGACUUAAAUAAAGUGGUAGAUCUGGCAACUGUUAAAAUACUCACGUGGAUUUCACUAACAAAGAUACGAUAUUGAUCCAAAUUGACAAUGGCUUUGAAAAGAUUGAAAACUAAAAAGUCUAAACGACUUUCUGGACGCCUAAAACAUAAAAUUGAAAAGAAAGUGCGAGAACACAACAGAAAAAUUAGGCGCGAGACAAAACGAAAUCCUAAAACCGGGAGCAAAAAGCAAAAACUUAUUCAAAUACCUAACAUUUGCCCUUUUAAAGAAGAUAUCUUAAAAGAAGUAGCAGAAUCGAAAAAGCGUGUUGAAGAGGAUAAAAUGCGACGUCGUGAAACAUUUAAACAUCAAAAGAAGGAAAAUAAAUUCAAAAGCCUUGAAGACUUAGUUCUGGAUGCGACUACUAGGAAUGAAGUUCAUACAUCUACUCAAGUGGACAAUGUCAUUGGCGAGAAGGAGUAUAGUCCAGCUAUAAGCAAGGAACAGUCCCUUAAGCAAUACUUCAAGGAAUUCAAAAAAGUAAUUCAAAAUGCUGACGUCGUUUUAGAAGUGGUAGAUGCACGCGAUCCUCUGGGAACUCGAUGCAAUGAGGUCGAACGAGCUGUACGCUCUUUAUCGGGUAAUAAGCGUCUAGUGUUAAUAUUAAACAAAGCUGAUUUGGUGCCACGUGAAAAUCUCAAUAAUUGGAUUGGAUAUUUUCGGCGAUUUGGUCCGGUUACUGCUUUUAAAGCCUCAACACAAGAUCAAAUAUCUAAAUUGGGUCGACGGAAAUUAAAGCAAACUAAAACAGAUAAGGCUAUGCAAGGAUCUGUGUGUGUGGGAGCUGAAUUACUAAUGUCGAUGCUUGCAAAUUAUUGUCGCAAUAAAGGCAUUAAAACCUCAAUACGCGUGGGUGUUGUAGGAAUACCAAACGUUGGAAAAAGUUCUAUAAUAAAUUCCUUGACUCGCGGCAAAACAUGCUCUGUUGGUUGCACUCCGGGUGUUACAAAAGUCAUGCAGGAAGUUGAACUUGAUUCAAAGAUAAAACUUAUUGAUUGCCCAGGUAUUGUUUUUACAAAUCCUGCAAAAGGGAGUUCUGAGGUAGCCGUUUUAAAGAAUGUUCAACGUGUUGGUGACAUUAAAGAUCCUUUUACAGUUGCUGAGAGUGUUUUAAAGCGCGCCAGUAAACAAUACUUUUGUAAGCUCUAUGAUAUUUCUGAGUAUGAUAGUUUUGAAGAAUUUUUUGCUAAAAAGGCUUCACGAAUGGGUAAAUUUUUAAGAAAAGGUGUGCCAGACGUUGUUGCAGCUGCACGCAGUGUGCUUAAUGAUUGGAAUAGUGGUAAAAUUAAAUAUUGUACUCAACCUCCUGAAACAGAGCAAAGAGAUGAUGUCCAUGUUAGUGCUGCCAUAGUUCACUCUGAUGCUCGCGAAUUUGAUGUUGAUAAUUUCGAUGCGAUGGAGAUGGAAAUUCUCAACAAAUGUAUUGUUAAAAAUGAAGAAGUAUUAGAAGUAAUUUCAAGUGGACCUGUGGAAAUGAAAAUGUCCUUUGAUGAUAUUGAUACGAAAAAGUCUGCAGAUCCUAUAGUGAAUGAAAGCCAAAUUCCUAAUAAAAAAAGAAAACUAAUGGAUGCAAACGAUACAUCGACAGUGGAUAUCGUAAUGAAUUUAGAAGCCCCAAACUAUCCACGUAAAAACUCCCUGUCCCUUUUCUCCAACGCAGGUCGUAGAGGUCAGUGACGAAAUAGGACUAUAGGGGGCCACAACGUAUUUUUAGCUGGCAUCCUAUACCUAAAGAACACUCACACCUGUUUUAACUGAAAUUUGCACCAACGCACAGUGAAUAUUAUUCAACUAAAUCAAAAACUGAUUUUAAUAAAAUUGAUUUACUUUUGCAUGAUAGUAUUCUUUGACUGGUAAAAAAAGGUUCUGAGCUCAAAAGCAAUCGGUUUAGUAAGUCCUGAUUUGUAGCGAUCCGUUAGUUCUUUCGUGUAUGAUGGAGUCGACUCCAUCACCAGAGCUCUCCAAUUGAAACUAGUGCAUUUUGAAUAACAUCGGGAGCGAUGUUAUGAGUGAUGGAGGAAGAUAACACCAGGAAUAAUUUGAAGUUAAUUCCUGUGCAGGAUCUAGCGCAAAUCUAAUGAAUUUUUCGAAUUGAAUUCGAACAGGACGGCAAUAGCGGGUGGACGAUGAUCUGCAGUUUUUCCAAAUUUGUUUGUGCUAUUCAUCAUUUUGCGUUUUUAUUAUCAGUUAUACAGGGACAUAUGUCGCGAAAAAUAAAUUAUUGUCUUUCAAACUAAUAUUUUCAAAAUCCUGCUCAUAUUCGCUCUGACCAGAAUUGCCAUCAAAGCCACAUAUUCCUAUUGAUAAUAGGUAAUUCGAGGACUCAUUCCGUUCCUUAAUUACAUUUGUGACGCAAUAUGGUCCAAUAAUUUUUUUAUUUCAACUUCAAUAUCAGAUUCUGACACCUUUAUUUGCUCAGGAUAACUGUUUUUCCUUUAAAAUGUUAUCAUAGCAGGGUAAAAAGUUAAUAUCAAUUUUUUUGUUAACGAAGCUUCUAAUAAGUAGAUACUGGAGCUUUAUUAAAUUUGCUUCGGUUAUAAAUGUUAUUACUUCACACAUCUUCUAAACACGAAAAUUCAAAAAUGUAAUAUUAUAUAUAGGCGUGAAAGUUUACACCGAUAUGAUGUGCCUAAAUAAAAGUACGUUUAAAAUAAACAUUUGAUAAAAGUGAGAAAAUGAUAAAAUGAAAACCAAAGCUCAAAUAUAUAUAUAUAUAUAUGUAUGAUGAAAAAAAAAAUAAAAUAU
Messenger RNA from Bactrocera dorsalis (oriental fruit fly), 2831 nucleotides. RefSeq names its product guanine nucleotide-binding protein-like 3 homolog (gene Ns1). Gene Ontology annotation, cellular component: nucleolus. The coding region runs from base 135 to 1763 and encodes 542 amino acids. The transcript is spliced from 6 exons. Gene Ontology annotation, molecular function: GTP binding. NCBI's taxonomy places the organism in Eukaryota, Metazoa, Arthropoda, Insecta, Diptera, Tephritidae. The record is from RefSeq and is a predicted model, not a curated record.